Messenger RNA from Apaloderma vittatum (bar-tailed trogon), 870 nucleotides. It is a transcript of the gene HMOX2, whose product is annotated as heme oxygenase (decycling) 2. NCBI's taxonomy places the organism in Eukaryota, Metazoa, Chordata, Aves, Trogoniformes, Trogonidae. Gene Ontology annotation, molecular function: heme oxygenase (decyclizing) activity; heme binding. The transcript has 5 exons. Bases 25 to 870 code for a protein of 281 amino acids. Gene Ontology annotation, biological process: heme oxidation; heme catabolic process; response to oxidative stress. The record is from RefSeq and is a predicted model, not a curated record.
UCUGGUCUCCAGCACUGAACAACAAUGCUGUCUGCUAUGGAGGCAUCAGAGGUGGGAGAGGAAGGGGAAAUCUUGCGCUAUGAGGAAACAGAAGAUGACAAUGUCAGUCCCACCGACCUGUCCGAGCUGCUGAAGGAGGGGACUAAGGAAUCCCAUGACCGUGCAGAGAACACUCAGUUUGUCAAAGACUUUCUGAAAGGACGGAUCAAGAAGAAGCUCUUCAAGCUGGCCACCGUGGCACUUUACUUCACAUACUCUGCUCUGGAAGAGGAAAUGGAUCGCAACAAGGACAACCCAGUCUUUGCUCCUCUGUAUUUCCCCGUAGAGCUUCACCGGAGAGAAGCAUUGGUCAAAGACCUGAAAUACUUCUAUGGAGAAGACUGGAAAGAGAAGAUCCAGUGUUCAGAGGCAACUGAGCACUAUGUGGACAGAAUUCAUCAUGUGGGACAACAUGAGCCAGAGCUGCUGGUGGCUCACGCUUACACACGCUACAUGGGCGACCUCUCAGGUGGCCAAGUGCUGAAGAAGGUGGCCCAGAGGGCCCUGAAGUUGCCCAGCACUGAGGAAGGGGUCCAAUUCUACGUGUUUGACAACAUUUCCAAUGCGCAGCAGUUCAAGCAGCUCUACAGAGCAAGGAUGAAUGCUCUGGACUUGGACAAGAACACCAAGGAAAGGAUUGUGGAAGAGGCCAACCGAGCCUUCAAAUUUAACAUGAAGGUAUUCGAUGAACUGGACGAGAUUGGCAAGUCGCUGACAGAAGAAGCCGAAGACGGAGGCUUACCAGUCCACGAUGGAAAAGGAGACCUACGCAAAUGCCCUUACUAUGCAGACAAACUAGGUAGGUGGCGGGCAACGGCAAGCGUUGGCUAG